CUACGCGCAGAUUGCGUUGCGGGUUCUCUGUCCGAUCUGGAUGUUCCGUCUCCCCGACCAGAACUUUACUGGGACAGUUUUGAUAUUUCUGUUCGAUUUUUUUUUUUUUUUCAUUGUAAAAGCAAGAAAUCGCGGUCUCCAUCUGCGGAUCGACUUGCCCGGUAAAUAUCUGCUGGGCGUUCCCUGCAUAUUGAAAAGCCCCUUGUCCUCACUUUGAGUUCCGAGUCCAGAACUAGGAGCGUUAAACGCUGACAAUGGACUCGGUCAUUCACCUUGACGCUCUGCCGCUGCCUGGUCCUGGCUUCUCUUCCAACCAUCACAGGCUCUGCGUCUUCGGUUUCUCACCACCCACUUGGAGGAGUCACGCCUCCAUUAAUGUUCCGUGCUUCCACCGCUUCCGUCGAGCUCUGAGGAUUCGUGGAUCACCGGUGGCCGCUUCCAGCUCCCUCGCGACUAAUUCAGUGCCGUCAAGGAGUGGUGUUUAUACUGUUGGUGACUUUAUGACAAGCAAGGAGUACUUGCAUGUAGUAAAGCCAACAACAUCUGUAGAUGAAGCUCUGGAAAGUCUUGUUGAGCACAGAAUAACUGGUUUUCCUGUGAUAGAUGAUGAUUGGAACUUAGUUGGUGUUGUUUCAGAUUAUGACCUGUUAGCAUUAGACUCUAUAUCAGGCCAUGGACGAAUAGAUAACAGCAUGUUUCCUGAAGUUGACAGUUCUUGGAAAGUACGUAAAAAGUCCUCCCCACUGACUUUCAAUGAGGUUCAGAAACUGCUUAGCAAGACCAACGGCCAGGUGAUUGGUGAAUUAAUGACCACCUCUCCUAUGGUUGUUCGGGAGACCAUCAAUCUCGAGGAUGCUGCUAGGUUAUUGCUGGAGACCAAAUUCCGACGACUUCCAGUUGUAGAUGCAGAGGGUAGGCUGGUCGGGAUUAUCACAAGAGGAAAUGUAGUCAGAGCCGCUCUUCAAAUUAAGCGAGCUAUCGAAAAGAAAGCAUGACAGGAUAUAGAAGACUGUUCAUAUCAUUUGUUGUUUGAAUUGGUGGACGAAACUAGCUUUGAAUAGAAUUAAAAUUUUGGCAUGCAUGCCUAGCCUCCAUAUCAAUUAUAGGAUUGUUUUACAAGUACAAGAAUGUCAAUCAUCAUUCAAUUAUUUAAGGGCCAAGUCUUGUAAA
Molecule: messenger RNA, 1170 nt
Organism: Prosopis cineraria
Lineage: Eukaryota; Viridiplantae; Streptophyta; Magnoliopsida; Fabales; Fabaceae
Product: CBS domain-containing protein CBSX1, chloroplastic-like
Exons: 8
Coding region: 255-995 (246 amino acids)
Source: RefSeq, a predicted model, not a curated record